This is a messenger RNA of Tupaia belangeri chinensis (Chinese tree shrew), 849 nucleotides long. It is a transcript of the gene SMIM29, whose product is annotated as small integral membrane protein 29. Bases 85 to 513 code for a protein of 142 amino acids. The record is from RefSeq and is a predicted model, not a curated record. The transcript has 7 exons. Lineage: Eukaryota; Metazoa; Chordata; Mammalia; Scandentia; Tupaiidae.
UUUGAUCACGCGCCUGGUGGCUCUUCCGGGACCCGGGAGCCAACCGAGGGCGUUACUGUCUGGGCUGCAGCGGCGGGAGAGAGCAUGCGACUGGGUAUGGGCAAGCCAGUGCCCAUGGACACGAGGACAGGGAGCCCAGUGGAGGCGCCCUCCCGAGGCACCACCCCUGCCCAUGCUGGCCGCCCAGCCCUCCGGCUGCCGGCCAUGAGUAACACCACAGUGCCCAGUGCCCCCCGGGCCAGCAGCGACUCCAUGGUGGGCUACGUACUGGGGCCUUUCUUCCUCAUCACCCUGGUCGGGGUGGUGGUGGCUGUGGUGAUGUAUGUCCAGAAGAAGAAGCGGGUGGACCGGCUACGCCAUCACCUGCUCCCCAUGUACAGCUACGACCCCGCGGAGGAGCUGCAUGAAUCUGAGCAGGAGCUGCUCUCAGAUGUGGGAGACCCCAAGGUGGUACACGGCUGGCAGAGUGGUUACCAGCACAAGCGGGUGCCCUUGCUAGAUGUCAAGACCUGACUGGACCCUUCGCCUGACCUGCAGCCUCAGAGCCUGUCAGCCCGGUGUGCCCAAGGCCCGUGCUGGGUACUGGGGCUCCAUUCCUGUACCCACUUUCCUAAGCUCUGCACAGCAGCCCUCCUACCCCACCCUCCCAGGUUUUCAGCCCUCUGGACGCUGAGCCUGCCCCACCUCCAAGAGGACCCAGAGACAGCUUCGCUUUUAGCCCAACUGGGCUGGGCUUUGCCAGACCCCUCCCCACCAGGAGGGCUUUGGGGCAGGUUUCCAUGGUGAUGGGGCCAGAUGUAUAGUAUUUGGUAUAUAUCUAUUUUGUAAAUAAAGACGUUUUGUGGCUAA